This is a messenger RNA of Catharus ustulatus (Swainson's thrush), 2443 nucleotides long. RefSeq names its product solute carrier family 5 member 9 (gene SLC5A9). Gene Ontology annotation, biological process: transmembrane transport. The transcript is spliced from 12 exons. Gene Ontology annotation, molecular function: D-glucose:sodium symporter activity. Gene Ontology annotation, cellular component: plasma membrane. Lineage: Eukaryota; Metazoa; Chordata; Aves; Passeriformes; Turdidae. The record is from RefSeq and is a predicted model, not a curated record. Bases 10 to 1794 code for a protein of 594 amino acids.
GCAUCCCUGAUGUCCAGUGAUGUGGGCAGUGGUUCAUUCAUGGGCCUGGCAGGCACUGCAGCAGCUGGGGGCCUUGCUGUUGGAGGCUUUGAGUGGAAUGCCAUCUGGCCACUGCUGGCUCUCGGCUGGAUCUUCUUGCCUGUUUACAUCGCAGCAGGAGUUGUCACCAUGCCUGAGUACCUGCAGAAGAGGUUUGGAGGGCAGAGGAUACAAAUCUACAUGUCCGUGCUGUCCCUGAUUCUCUAUAUAUUCACCAGGAUAUCCACAGACAUUUUUGCUGGAGCAUUGUUCAUCCGAACCUCUUUGGGCUGGAACCUCUACUUGUCCACUGCGGUCUUGCUAGCAGUGACUGCUGUCUACACCAUAGUUGGGGGUUUGACUGCUGUGAUUUACACAGACCUGAUCCAGACUGUGAUCAUGGUGGUGGGAGCUUUCGUCCUCAUGUUCAUAGGAUUUGAAAAAGUUGGCUGGUAUGAGGGACUUCAGGAGAAAUACAUCACAGCAAUACCAAAGAUCACAGUCCCAAACACAACCUGUCACCUCCCACGUGAAGAUUCUUUCCAUUUGUUCAGGGAUCCCAUCACAGGAGACCUUCCCUGGCCUGGCCUUGUAUUUGGUCUCACUGUGGUGGCUCUUUGGUGCUGGUGCACUGACCAGGUGAUGGUCCAGAGAGCUCUCUCUGCCAAGAACCUCUCCCAUGCCAAAGGUGGAUCAGUGUUUGCAGGACAUCUGAAAACAUUGCCCAUGUUUUUCAUUGUCAUGCCAGGAAUGAUCAGCAGAGCUCUUUUCCCAGAUGAAGUGGGCUGCGUGCACCCAGAAGAGUGCAAAAGGAUCUGUGGAGCUGCUGUGGGUUGUUCCAACAUUGCUUACCCCAAACUGGUGAUUGAACUCAUGCCUGAUGGGCUGCGGGGUUUGAUGAUUGCAGUGAUGAUGGCAGCCCUGAUGAGCUCCCUCACCUCCGUUUUCAACAGCAGCAGCACCCUCUUCGUGGUGGACAUCUGGCAGCGGCUGCGCAGGAAAGCCUCCGAGCAGGAGCUGAUGAUUGUGGGCAGAGUCUUCAUCCUUAUCCUUGUGGUCAUCAGCAUUCUCUGGAUCCCAAUUGUUCAGUCAGCCAACAGUGGAAAGCUCUUUGACUACAUCCAGUCCAUAGGCAGCUAUCUGUCCCCACCAAUCACAGCCCUCUUCAUCCUGGCAAUCUUCUGGAAGAGGGUUAAUGAGCCUGGUGCUUUCUGGGGGCUCAUGGCUGGGCUGGCUGCUGGGCUGGCUCGGAUGAUCAUGGAGUUUGCUUACAGCGCCCCAGCUUGUGGGGAGGUGGACAGGAGGCCAGCUGUGCUGAAGGAUGUGCACUACCUCUACUUUGCCCUCAUCCUCUGCGCCCUCACUGCCAUUGUCAUCGUCAUCGUCAGCCUCUGCACCGCACCGAUCCCUGAAGAGAAGCUGGAUGGCCUCACGUGGUGGAGCAAGGACAAAAAAGCACCUGCCAUAAUCCUGCACAACAGCAGCAGUGAAGCAGCAGAGAUCACCCCAGAGGACAGGGAGAAGGACCUGGUGGAAACUGCAGCUUCAGGCGAUGAGGAGGAGGCAGCAGCCAAACCUCCCUGCUGGAAAAUGGUGAUUAUGUGGCUGUGUGGUCUGUCCAGCGGCCCCACUCCCACCCUGUCCCAGGAGGAGAAAGCUGCCCUGGAGCAGAGACUCACCAGCAUCGAGGAGGAGCCCCUGUGGAGGAAUGUGUGCAAUGCUAAUGCCAUUAUCCUGAUGACCAUCAACGUCUUCCUCUGGGCAUAUUUCGGCUGAGCUGGGCUCAGCAAUCGCUGGCUUUGGCUGCUCUCACCUUCCUGGCUGAGCUGGGGGCAGCAGCUCCUGUGACAGCCCCUGUGGCACCACUUGCUGGGAAUGACUGUGGGGCUCAGUUUCUCCAUGAGGGGGGGCCAAGACUCAGCACUGCUCACAUCUGGGAUGCAGGGGAUGUGUGGGGGGACAAGGCACAAGUCAGGAGGUUUGAGGUCAAGUUUUAGGGUGCAGAGCUGAGACCAGCAAGGAGCAAAGGCUUUAGAAUGCCCAGCUGGGGCAUCUCUCAGGGCUGACUUUGCACUGCUGGGCUUAGGGGAAGGAGUUCUGGUGUACAGAGGCAGACUUAAACACUUGCUGUGUUUUUUUAUAUGGCCAAAAUUCAGAUGGGAUCAACUGGGGACUGGAUUAACUCAGCAGUGACAACCCUGGCCCCCACAGCCUCCCCAAAAAUCUGUGUGACACCUCUCCCACCCUACCCCAGCCCUCACUGGCAUCAGCAGUGGGUACAGGGGCUCCUUCCUCUCCCUGAGCCCCCCAUCCUACCCCCUCUGUUGCACAAGGGCUGGGCUUACACCAGCCUGAGCUGUUUGCUCACAGGGCUGAUGCUGCCCCUCACCAGCAUUUCCAGCAAUAAAGGUGCCUGGGUAACCAA